ACCGAUCCAUUUUCCUCUUCUUUUUUUGUUAGUUUUAUUUUGGUUUUUCGUUUGAAUGGAGGGUUUUCUUAAAUUUCUAGUUUUGAGUGUGGAUUCUGUGGAAUCUAGUGAAGGGUCAUUUUGGAGUUUGGAUUUGUCUAUGUAGUAAGGAUUAAGGAAUUUAUGUUAAGCUUCAGGUGCCAUGUGAGAUGUGUCAUGUCUUUUAACUUUGUUCUGUGACGUGGCUGCUGUAGAUUGGGUUAUUGGUGUUGGGAAAUGAAAAAUGUGAAGGAAAUGAUUCUCACUAAGCAGUAUCGAUGUGUACAUUCAGCUAGCUGUCAAUGCACCAAGGGACAUUUAAGUGAAGAUGUGAUAUUCUUGGUGUUUCAGCAUUUGAAUUGGAACCCCAAUCUAAUUGCUACUCUGUCAUGUGCAUGCAAAUGGUUUGAUGAUAUUGCUAAGAGAGUUUUAUGGAAAGAGUUUUGUAGAACAAGAGCUCCUAAGAUGAUGCUUGAUCUGCAAUCCAGUGGAAGCCACAGUGCAGAUGGGAACUGGAGGGCUCUGGGGAAGCUUCUCAUAUUCUGUUCUGGUUGCACACAAGGUGGUUUGUUCGAUAAUGUUGAGGUUCCUGGUCAUUUUGUUAACAAGACAAGGUUUUCUAAAACAUUAGGAAAGAGCUUUCUCAUGCCACAGUGUCUGAAUGAUGUUUUGUAUGUGUCUGAGCCUUGUGAGCAUAUUGACCAAGGUGAAGCUGGUGAUUUAGGAUUCUUCAGAGGAAUUUUCAAGUCGUUUGCAUCAUCAAACGUUAAGAAGAUGAUAGUUAACAGAGGUGCACAGCUCCAUCCAAAUGAGAUUUGCCCCUAUUGUAAGGCAAAAUUGUGGAGCAUGCUGCAGGCCAAUAUGAUUCCACAAAGUGCUAAGUGCAGGUUGGGUUCCCAUAAAGAUUAUAUUGAGUAUUAUGUCUGCCUAAAUGGUCACUUGCUUGGGGUCUGCACAUUGUUACCACUGUCUGAUUCAGAGGAUGUAUCUGAAAAUGAGUAAGAUAUUAAUGAUUCUCAGAUUGGAAUUCAAUCUUAACAUGAAAUUUGGUUGAGCGCAGUACUGUUUGCUCAAGGGUGAAAUUGUGCUCAGCAACAGCUAUAAGUCCCAUUUUGAUUCAAACCUCUCUACAUUGCAUUAUUAUGCUUCAUGUUGCUGUCUCAACUCAUGCCAGCAUUUUACACUGAUUAUAAAUAUUGCCAACAUUUAUUUUAAUAAAUCAAAUAGAAGGUGGUUCUUUACUUAGAACUAUGUGGUACACUGUGAAUUGAUUUGUAGGUUUCUGACCUGGGUGUGCAAUAGUUAAUACUUCUUAAGAGUCAUUUUGAUUUAGUAGCAUUUUCUAAUUUCAGAUUCAUUUGAAGAGAAUUUUUGAGCUCCA
This is a messenger RNA of Vigna unguiculata (cowpea), 1399 nucleotides long. Its product is annotated as EID1-like F-box protein 2. Gene Ontology annotation, molecular function: protein binding. NCBI's taxonomy places the organism in Eukaryota, Viridiplantae, Streptophyta, Magnoliopsida, Fabales, Fabaceae. The record is from RefSeq and is a predicted model, not a curated record.